Molecule: messenger RNA, 1530 nt
Organism: Moneuplotes crassus
Lineage: Eukaryota; Ciliophora; Spirotrichea; Euplotida; Euplotidae
Source: the annotation of a GenBank genome assembly
UGUGAAAUGCCGAUGAAAAGAGACAGACAGCCUAUUUCUUCAACAUCGACCCAGAGAAGUGACGCAUCUCAAUUACAAAAUGAGGACAGGGAGGAAAAUUUACAUCUGAAUAAGUUAUAUAUGUCAUGCAUGAUCUUCUUUUCAGUCAUUGGAGGGUUCCUGUUUGGUUAUGAUACCAGCGUCAUUGCUGGGGCCAAUCUGUUCGUCAAGGAUGACUUCCCUACCUACACUGAUUUCCAAAAAGAAUUGGUGGUUUCAAUGACUCUUUUAGGAGCAGCUAUUGGAUCUCUCACUGGAGGUCCUAUUUCAGAUAAAUUUGGUAGAAAGAUCACUAUUUUGGUGGCAGAUGCAGCAUUCUGAACAGGCUGUGUUAUAAUGGCAUUCACCCCUUCAAUAUUCAUCCUCGUUGUUGGACGAUUUGUAGUAGGAAUAGGUGUAGGAGUAGCUGCAAUGGUUGUGCCAGUCUAUAUUGCAGAAAUUUCUCCUAAAAAUAUUAGAGGUGUCCUAGUAAAUCUUAACGUGGUUUUCAUAGCCUCAGGACAGUUCUUAGCUCUAGUAAUAUGCCUCUUACUAGGCAAAAAUUGGAGGUACAUGCUCGGGCUAGCAGGAAUUCCAGCCUUACUUCAAGGAAUAGGAAUUCUCUUCAUGAGUGAAUCACCAAGAUGGCUUUUCAAAAAUAGUAGAGAAAGUGAUGCUAUUGAAGCACUUGAAAGAAUCUACUCCGAACCCCUAGAGAGACUAUUCGGGAUCAUAGAAGAACAGAGAGAAGAAGCCAAUAAAGUAAAACAAUAUGAAAAUUACCCUUAUAAAGAAUUGAUCAAGCAAUCAUUUAGCAAAUAUUCUAGAUGAUUGUUCGUAGGUUGUGGCUUACAGAUGUUCCAGCAACUUUGUGGCAUAAAUACAGCAAUGUAUUAUGGUCCUGAUAUCAUGCAAGCCGCAGGGUUUGGAGAUGAGAAUAAUCGUAAAGUCACCCUUCUGAGUUCACUUCCAUUAGCCUUUGUAAAUGCCAUGGGAGGAGUAAUAGCUUUGACUUUUAUCGAUAGAAUGGGAAGAAGAUGGAUUUUACUCAGGACCUUACCAUUCGUAGCUCUUUUUAUGGGCUUCAUUGGUAUAGGUAUGGGAUUUAGAAAUCAUACAAAUGAAAACCAAGAUAUUUCCCAGAAUUUUGGAGGAUGGCUAGCUGCAGGUGGAAUCUUUUUAUAUCUCAUGGCUUUCUCUAUUGGAAUGGGUCCUACUCCUUGGACAGUAAAUUCUGAAAUCUAUCCGCUGCACUUAAGGGGUGUCUGAAACAGUCUCUCUGCAACUACAAACUGGGUGUCUAAUUUUGCUGUAUCUUUCAGCUUUCUGACUUUGUUGAACCAUGUCCCAUAUGGUGAUAUCUUCGCUUUCCUUCUAAUUUUAUUAUUUGCAGCCAUGGCAUUUCUAUUCGUGUUUAUCUUUCUACCAGAGACUAAAGGAAUGUCUCUGAAUAAAGUACUAGAGCUAUUUAUCAAAGAUAAGAAGGAAAUUCUGGAAUCUGAAGAUGAGUAA